Oreochromis niloticus (Nile tilapia) is the source of this 12313-nucleotide messenger RNA. Its product is annotated as chondroitin sulfate proteoglycan 4. Gene Ontology annotation, biological process: anatomical structure morphogenesis. The coding region runs from base 152 to 7870 and encodes 2572 amino acids. The transcript is spliced from 22 exons. The record is from RefSeq and is a predicted model, not a curated record. NCBI's taxonomy places the organism in Eukaryota, Metazoa, Chordata, Actinopteri, Cichliformes, Cichlidae.
UCCAAGGCCUGCAGCAGAGCAUGAAGAGAUUGUCCUGACGUUGUCAGUGUUGGGAGUGACAUGGGCAGUAAAGAUAAUCGGCUGCACAGUCAAGCAGCCAGAUGUUUCGCUUAACUAAGAUGCAAAAUAGAUUUUAGGAGCCUACAUAACCAUGGGGAAUGUUUUGGCUGAUGUUUUUCUGCUGCUGCUGGUCUCCACCGGACACGUUUAUGGAGUUUCAUUCUACGGAGAUGGCUACAUCUACCUGCGGACAGUUGAGACGUCCAUACAGACGUUAAUCCACGUUCGAUUUCGAACCUCCAGUCAGUCAGGGCUGCUGUUUUUGGCAGCAGGACACACAGACUUCAUGCUUCUGGAGCUGAUCUCUGGGUACCUGCAGGUACGUAUUGAUCUGGGCUCAGGUGAGCAUUCGUUGCGCUCAGAAAAGGGCAUCCAUCUCAGUGAUCUGGCGUGGCACACUGUGGAUCUCACCCACACCCGCCACAAUAUCACCAUUACUGUGGACCGAAACUCCCACACCGGCCUACAAAUACAGGAACCAGAUCCGGAGCUCGGUGUGGAGGAUGGACUGCUUGUUGGCGGGACAGCUGGAUUAAAACAUCUGUAUCUUCACAACAUCUCCUCUGGGUUUAGGGGUUGCAUGGACGAAGUCGUCUUCAAUCAACAUAACUUACUGUCCAGUCUCAGGCCACAUUCUGGGUACAAGACCGUCCAUGAGGUAUCUCUGGGCUGUAGUCCACAGUUUUCUGCAACAGAAGAAGAUCCUGUCAGUUUUUUCAGCUCAAAAGCGUUCAUGUCACUCCCACCAUGGGAUGUGCUUCAAGAGGGAGUGUUUGAAUGUGAACUAUAUCCUGCUGCAAAAGAAGAAGAAGACGGCAUUGUCCUGUAUAGCUCUGACAACCAGGGAGGGUUUGUCGCCAUUGAGAUCAUACGUGGUCACCUGGUGGCUUCGGUAGGAGGUGGAGAGGGGAGUAAAACUGAGCUGCAUUCUUUAACAAAUGUAAACAGCAACCACACCUGGUACACCAUCCAGCUUCACUUGCUGCCUCACAGUGUGCAGCUGAAGGUAGGCAAAGAGCUGGUGAAGGCCAGUCUGAGCCCAGAGAUUCAGGUCAUCCAGCUCAAGGGGCCUCUCUUCCUAGGAGGGCUGGAUGAAGCAGCUCGGGGAGAAGCAAGGCAAGCUGGAUUGAUUUCUGUUCCAUCUGGAGGAGAAGGAGGAGGCUCCUUUAAAGGCUGCCUUCGUGAAAUCAGGGUGAACACUCAAAAAACAGGCCUACCUCAUGCCACAGUCACCAAGGAUGUCACCGUGGGCUGUAAGACAGGGCAGGCUCCACAGAGAGCAAUUCUCACCAGCCCAACAGAUCUUCCUGCGGUUGAUAUCACAACUACACAGACUAACGCGAAGAGGAGCCCUAACUUCCUGAUGCUGAGGAAACUAGAAGUAUCUGAGGGAGGGCGGGCACCUCUUGAACCAAAACACAUAAAGGUGAAUUUGGACUUCCGUAAACUGGGCAUUCAUCCAUCCCAGUUUAUGUUCCGCAUUGAGGAACAGCCUGUUCAUGGCCAGCUCCGGUUGGACCUGAGUCCAGACCCCGACAGGAUAAUGGAGGAGGGCCAGGAGAGGACCAUCACGAUAGGAAUUGAGGAGAAGGACCGGACGUUCAGUAUGCUGGACCUCUGGCAGGGCAGGGUGAUGUACGUUCACGGCGGCUCAGAGGACCAGAAUGACUUCUUCACAUUUUCAGUCUUCUCCAGCAAUAAGAAGGAGCUUCCUGUGUUUCUCAAGGGCAACCGUCUGCACCGGUUCGAAAUUAGCAUCAGUCCUGUGAACGAUGCCCCUGUGCUCAGCCUGCCAGAGGGAAACUAUUUUACUCUACUCGAGAAGUCCAGACGACAGCUGACUACAGAUGUGCUGAGAGUGCUAGACCCUGACAGCAGUCCUGAGGAGCUCGUUUUCAGCUCCCUGGGAAACCUCAGCACUGAGGCUGGAUACCUUGAGCAUCAGGAUUACCCUGGCAGGCCCAUCAACUUGUUCUCCCUAAACGAUCUAGAGGAGGGUAAGAUCAGCUUUAUCCACACAGGGGUCUCAACUUCCAGGCUGGCUCUUAGGGUUAGUGACGGGCAGAAGGUAAGCAACACAGUAGUUUUGAGGAUAAUAACCGUGCCACUCGAAGAUAAACUGGUGAACAACACCGGACUGGAGGUGAACCAAGGGGAAGCUUCAGUCAUCACCACCAAUCACCUUGCGGUACAAGUUAAUGUGGCUGACCCCACAGUAGAAAUCUGGUAUAAUGUUACAGAGUUCCCACAAUAUGGCGAGCUCCAGAGGUUGCACUCAAGCGGCGAAUGGAAGCCAGCGACCUCUUUCUCUCAGAAAGUUCUGGAAAAAGAACGGAUUCGGUACCUCAGCACCUACCGUGGCUUACAGAUGCAGAAUAACAUCACUGACCACUUUAAAUUUAAAGUCAGUAUCGGUUCCCUGGCUAAACAAGAGGCUGUUUUCCCCAUCGCGGUACGAUGGAUUCACUUCAAGAUCACACGGAGUAAGAUGGAGCUCAAUGGCGUUCAGGCUGCCGUUCUCACUCCCGAGGACCUCCAUGUGAUUUCUAAGGGUGUUAAGCUCAGUGAGAGUGACCUCCAUUUCAGGAUGGUAACAGUACCCAAGAAAGGUCAGCUUCUCCUCAACAACAAGGUCCUACAAAGGAACUCAACCUUCAGCCAGAGGAACAUCAGUGAUGGUUUGGUGAGGUACGAGCUAAUCAACCGGCAACAUGACGAUACGAGAGACACGUUCAGCUUUCAGGUGUUUUCAGCUCACUCCAACUCAACAACUUACGACUUCAGAAUCAACAUCAAAGCCGAGUCGACCACCGUCACUGUGAUAAGCAAAGGUCUUUCAGUCAUGGAAGGAGGGAGUAAAGUAAUCACCAGAGAUAUUCUGUUCACUCACACAGCGAGUAACCGGGAGGUCCUCUACAACAUUAUAGAGAGCCCCAGGCAUGGGCACAUCAGGCGGAUCAACCUCUCCAACUCAACUUCAAUUAACGACAACAUUAUGGCAUUCACAAAUCAGGAUAUAACUGAGGAAAGGAUCAUGUACGUUCAUGACGACAGUGAAACUAAACAGGAUUCUUUCACAUUUCAGAUAGGGGUUUACAAAUCUCACAAACACACGAACAAGAAAGAGGACGGAAACGCAGAAGAACACACCUUUAAUAUCUCAGUGCAGCUCGUCAAUGAUCAGAGGCCUGUCAGGGUUGUGGAUAAAGUUUUCCACGUGGCACGGGAGGGCCAGAGGUUGGUGACGUUAAAUGACCUUCGUUAUCGUGAUGAUGACUCAGAUUUUGAGGACAGCUGGUUGGUGUACACACGGAGGGGGAUCCCCAUGGGAGAGUUGGUGCUGGCCGGUGAUCCUAGCCACAAGUUGUAUGAGUUCACACAGCGUGACCUUGAACAGAAAAAGGUGCUGUUUGUCCACAGAGGAGUGAGUUUUGGGCGUUUUGUGCUUUUCGUAUCCGACGGGAAGCAUUAUGUUUCAACGCUGUUGGAGGUGAUGGCGCAGGAUCCUUACCUGCAGGUGGAGAACAACACAGGCCUCAUGGUCCAGCAGGGUGGGAUCACGACCCUGACCUCUGCUAACCUCAGUGUUUUCAGCAACCUUGACAUCAGAGACCCACAGGAAGUGACGUUUGAGGUCUUCCUCCCACCUAAACAUGGCGUGAUCUGCUUUAUUGAUAGAGAGAGCGGGAUUAUCACAGAUGCAGAUGCAAUUUCAAUAUUCACCCAGCGAGACUUGAUAGCAGGGCGCCUGGCGUAUCGCCAUGAUGGCAGCCACAAGUUGUCGGAUAGCUUCAAUGUGACGGCAAGAGCUAGAGAAAGGAGUACAGAGAGGCAGCUGGAAAGAGGGAAGAGGGAGGUGCAUCUAGACAUUGGAGUUUCGGUAAAGAUUUAUCUGGAGAGUCAUCAGAGGCCACCAACAGUCAGAAACAACCGGCCAGUGGUGGUGGAAGAGGGACAGAAUAUCUCUAUAAGCAGGGACAACUUAGAGGUGGUCCAUGAAGACAGUCAGCCCUCAGAGAUAGUUUUUACUGUGCACAGUCUUCCCAAGGUUGGCAUCAUUCAGAGGUUGUCCACUGACAACAAGCAUCAACGCAUGAAUGGAGGACAGAACUAUAAAGGUAACAAAAAGCAGUCAACACCCACAUUCACCCAGGAGGACCUGAACCAGGGCUUGGUUAUCUAUCAACAACAGACUGCAGGAAGCACCAAUGAUUCUGUUCUGUUGGAAGCAACCAAUGGGGUGACAAAGGUUGGACCCAUCAGGCUGGAGAUUGAUAUCAUCCCAAUCCUGCUUCCUCUGCAGGUGUCCAACUUGAUCCUAGAUGAGGGGUCUUCUCUGCCGCUGACCUCUGACAUCAUUAAAGUCGCCAGCCAUCACUUCUCUGGGAUGAACUUCCUGUACCAGGUCAUCAAUCCACCACGACAUGGACAUUUGGAGCACAGCCGCAUUCCAGGGAUGCCCAUCACUGCUUUCACACACACCGAGGUGGAACGAGAGUACAUUUCCUACAUCCACGAUGGCAGUGACACCCUGAGAGACAACUUCACCAUUGUGGCAAACCAGACAGAAACCAGGAAACACAGCCUGCCGUGCACCGUCCACAUCAACAUCACACCUGUCAAUGAUGAGACCCCGGUGGUUACAACCAACCACGGACUGAAGGUGUGGGUGGGUUCUGUUACAGAGAUAACCACAGGCGAUCUCAGUGCGGAGGACAUUGACACUCCACCUGAGGGGCUGGAGUUCAUAGUGACACCACCCAGCAAUGGCCACUUGGCUUUGAAGAGCUCCCCCUCCAGACACAUUCUGAACUUCACCCAAAGUCACAUAGAAGGCAAGCAGCUGGUGUUUGUGCACAAUGGGGCGCCGUCGGGUGGCUUUCAUUUCCAAGUGAAUGACGGCGUCAACUUUGCUCCUCGUCAGAUCUUUAGCACAACUGCCCAUUCUCUGAUCCUCACCCUGCAGAGAAACCACCCGAUGGAAGUCUACCCAGGCUCUGUGACACCAAUCUCAGACAAGGAGCUUCAGGUGGUAACCAACAUUGCUGACGGCGACAUCAGGAGGAACCAGUCCGUGGUCUUUGCAGUGACCUCUCCUCCUAAACUCGGCCGCCUGGUCCGACGUAUGCCGGACAACUCCACUGGAAAUGUUUCCACCUUUACACAGAGCAUGUUGGAUGAUGGCGUUAUCCUGUAUGAUCAGAACAAGCCAGAGUCAGUGGGAUGGUCGGCUGCAGACACUUUUUCUUUCACGGUGUCUUUGCCUCCUGCUUUUCUUCCUCCACACACCUUCACCAUCUUGAUCUCCUACCAAGCCAAUGAACAUCAUGACAGCCCUCAGCACAAGACCAGACUACUAAACAAUGCAGGUGCUGUGGUGGCUGAAGGAGGCAGGGUGACAAUAGACAGGUCCAAGCUUGAUGCCUCUAAUCUCCUGGGAAAAAUCCCAGAGUCCCGUCGGAAAGACCACCACAUCAUGUAUCGCGUGAUUUCUUUUCCUCGCUACGGGAUUUUGUCUAUUCGAGGACACAAUCUCACCAGGAACCAACCAGAUUUUUCGCAAGUCACCCUGAACAAGUUUGGCAUCAUAUACUUCCACGAUGACUCUGAGACCACAAGUGACAGCUUCACUUUCCGAGCCUGGGUGGCACCUUUGGAUCUCCCCUCCUCUUCCUCCUCAUCAUCCCUGUCUGCUUUUUCCUCUGACUCCUCCUCUUCUUCCAGCUCCUUUUCCUCUCUGUACUCUGCUUCAUCAUCUGCCUUUUCAUCACUAGACACAGUUUCUCAUCAUCACGUUAAAGACACCACGGGGGUGACAGAGAUGUUCAACAUCACAGUAACACCAGUCAAUGACCAGCCACCACUGAUCAGAAGCAGGGCCCCCAGUAUGAAGGUGGUAGUGGGGGAGAGAGUCGUACUUGGACCCGACAGUCUUCAGGUGGAGGACCAUGAUACUCCUCCAGAGGAGCUGCACUACCUCGUGAUAAGUAAGCCCAACAAUGGCUACCUGACGCUGGGGGAAAGACCGGAGCCGGUGACGUCAUUCACCCAGUACGACGUCAACCACGGCCGGCUGCAUUUUAUACAGCAGGGCGACUCCUCAACAGGAGUUUUCUACUUCAACGUAACAGAUGGCCAUCACCGUCCACUCUACAAGCUGUUUAGUUUGGAGGUGAUUAAGCCCUCGGUGUCCAUUGUGAACAACACUGGCCUGUCGUUGAUUCAGGGCCGGACCGCGGUGGUCCUGACACCCAAUCAGCUUGCAGCUCAAACCAAUGGUCAGAGCCGGGCCACUGUCUCCUACACUGUGACCACACCCCCUCGCCACGGACGCAUCGCUAUUAACGACCAGGAGGUCACCACAUUCCGCCACGAGGACCUCCAGUUUGGACGGGUCGUCUAUCACAUGACUGAUCUCAGCGAGUCCGAGGACACCUUUCAAAUGUCAGUGUCAGCCUCGUCUCCUGGGGUUAAUUAUGGAAAUGUGACAGCGACGGUGAAAGUGACCGUGCGGCCUCUGAUCUACCUGAGAGAGCCAGUUCGAGUCCCCAGUGGUAUCGCUGUGAAACUGGGGAAAGCCAUGAUUGAUGCCUCCGAGCUGGCGAGAAUCAGCCGAGCCAACCCGGUCUUUGAGGUUCUCUCUCCACCAAAACAUGGAAAACUAGUCAAGAUAACAUAUGAUCCUAACAGAGCGUCAGAGGUCCUGAAGUCAUUCACAUUCAGAGAUGUGGUGCAAGGCCGAGUUGCCAUCGAAGAGAAUCUCAGUGACAGCGACAACCAGCUCCACAAUAAUGAAUCCACGCUCACAACAGCUCAAGUCCACGCACCCGCCACACCUCUUAAUGACUCUUUCAGCUUCCUGGUGAGGUCUGGAAACGUCCAGCCAGCAAAGGGCGAGCUUCACUUCACCAUCUUACCUCAUCACCAGAUGCGCCACGGUCCUGGUGGUUUCAAUAAAAUAGACAGGAUAGGUCGCGAACACACAACAGCCCGUCUACCAGCACACAACAGGACAACUGCCGGAGGAGGAGGAGGAGGACAGGGAGGUGGACGAGGAGGAUCUACGGCACACGGUGAGGUCACUGUGGGUUUGCACCCCCACAUUUUGUCACACAAGCACCACAACAGGACACAUCACAAGUUGAGGCCUCAUAAUCGACUGGGGAACCACACACGGAAUGGGAGUCAUGGAGGGAGGUCAAAGAGCAGCAUAGAGGGAGCAGGAGGAGGUCACAGCCAUGCCCCCCAGCCCCACACUCCUUCCAUCCCAGAGAAACACGGUCCAGAGAACCCUCCUGACACCCAGCUGAUUCAUGUCGAGGUUCUGCCUCGUCCUGCUUCGGACCCCCUCCUCAUUAUCCUCCCACUGCUAGCUUGUUUGCUCCUCAUUAUAAUACUCAUAGUUUUGAUCUUGGUGUUCCGCCAUCGCAAGGAAAAACAAGCUCGACUUCGUCUUGUCCAGGAGCUCGCUGCAGUGCCGGUACCCACUGAGGACAGCCCGUAUCUGGGCAGGCCAGAGCGGAGUGUGGCUAUGCCCUCAGUUAUGGUCACCCCACUCGGCUCUGCAAGCUGCCCAACUUCUCCAAGGGUACCCACAAGUCCCCGGAGGAGUCUGGCCCCUGGAAUGACCUUCUGGGGGCCAUUUGAGGCUGAUUUAGCUGGUGGUGAUGGGAAUAUUAGAGGCUGUAACAGUAAUGAAAGAGAUAAUACAACUUCUAGCAAUCCGCUUCCACGUACUGCAGGAUUCAGGACCUCUGUGAGAUCUAGGUCCCCGACUCCGACUCUAAAAGAGAGCCAGUACUGGGUUUGAGGGUAGUAAUGCUGAAAAAACUGUGCCUUAGAGGUGUGUUUGUAGUGUGUUUGUAUAUAUAAGAUAUGUGUCUGCUUUCCAGAGAACACCAAUGGUCAACUAAGGCACAUCCAACAUGUACUUUUUGGAAAGACGACAGUAAAAAUGUUCAAUGGCCAUCACAUUUAAGUUAUGUUGCUAAUAAAUAUGACUUUGUUCCAUUAAUACUGUCCUGAAAUACCCAUAAUACUUCAUCCACGAGGUGUUAAUUCAAUUCAAUUUUAUUUAUAUAGCGCCAAAUGACAACAACAGUUACCUCAAGGCGCUUUUGUUACCACCUUUUAGCAUUUGUUUCUAAGAUGUGAAGUACUCUUCUGAGAAAACUAUUGCUUAAAACGCUCUUCUUCCUUUUUUCAAAGAUUUCCUAGUUAUAAGCAAUGAACACAACCCGCCCCAGCUCCUUCUCAAGAAAAUUACAUCUUUAUUUUCCUGAAACAAAGAGUUGUUGCAAUAAUACAUUUUAUACUGAACGAGGAAGUGAAACGUGACCCAGGGUUCGUUUCAUUUAAUGUGAAUCACAUUUACAGCAGCUAUAUUUUGAGUUGCCAUUUGAGUUAGCACAUUUAUAACUGGUGAUGGAAGUCACUCACCCACAGCUGUUGCACGCUGUACAGAUGUCAGGUGUUGCUUCUUUAAAACAUAUUACGUCAGCCAGUAGAUCAUCAUGUUUGUACAUAUGACUAAAUGUACUGUAAGCUAUAACACUCGUCCCACAUAUUCCCUGUCCUGCACUUUCCUGAGUCCUUUUUCUUACUACUACUGCUGUGUAACUGCUUCUAUGAUCAAUAAUGAUGCACUGUAAGAUGUACUUGAUUAUCUUCAACAUUUCUGUCAAUUCUGACCCCUUGUAUGGCUGCAUCUGUUUUCCAUGCACUGUGACAGUUUUUUAAUAAAAAAAUAUUUCUUAAAUAAAAUAAAUGCUGUUUGUCCAAAUCUAAACACUUUACCCUUUUUUUUUUGGCAUUUCUUUUUCCUUUUAUUUCCUUUUUAAUGGCCAACAUCAAGAGUCUAUGACAGUAAAGAUGCACAAAUAAUACCAGAGUAUUUAAUCGAAUGAAACCCCAGCAGACAGCUGACUCACUUUAUUAGUUACACAAAUUCAACUGCUCAUUAAUGCAAAUAUGUUAUCAGUAAAUUACAGUACGGUAAAUCACUGCAUUUAGUUAUGUAGACAUGGUCAGCAGAGCAUCAGCAGAUUGCUAAAAAGAGAAAAUAUCCAGCAGGCAUCUCUGUGGGGGGAAAAUACUGUUUAUGCCAGUCUGCUAUGAGCAGAAGCCAGUGGUAACUAAAAGAACCAUUCGCUAUAACCAAGGUAUGCAGAGGAGCAUUUCUGAAGAAAAGAUGGGCAGCAGCUGCAGAAGACCACACUGGGUGCCACUCCCAUCAGCUAUGAACAGGAACCUGAGGUGACAGAGGGUCAACAAAAUUGGACAAUAGAAGAUUGGAAAAACUUUACCUGGUUCUGAUGAGUUCCUGCUAUAAAGGAGUAUUACGGCCACAUUUUGAGAAUAAAGUUGAAAAAAAAAGCAGCUGUUGCAAAAUUAUUACUUUUUCCUUAAUGUGGCCUUAAUACUCUCAGUCACACCCUACUGUGAUGUUCAGAAUGCAGGGCCAGGAUUUGUUGUAAACAACAUGAAUGAGUACAGAAAACUUGUUUCUCUACAUGUGUAUCUGUGGCUGGGCAUGGACGUGACAAGCGUUAUAACAUACACCAAAAAUUCUGAAUACAUUGCACUGUAGAAUUCCAUGUAGAUUCUUAAUCUGGUCACGUGCAUAAAAUCUGGUGUGAAUCAAAUUUUCUGUUUUACCGCUCCACCACCCUCUUCUCUGAGCUUUAAAACUCAAUGAAUCAGGCAGUAUUUAGAGAGCAGUACCCCAGAGAGGUCUUGUUUUUUCUGUUUUUUGUUGGGGUUUUUUGCAACUAAGUCUGAACACAUUCUAAACAAAGCACAAUUUAAAAGUAAAAUGAAGGCUGAGCGGAGGGAAAAAGAGGCCAGUCUAAAUAAUGAAGGGCCUGCAGUUGGAGUAACCUGAUCUGCAGUCUUUGAACUCUGGUGUCAGAUAGCAAGGAGUGAAGCGGCCCCUCCACCAGAGAAAACAAGAGAUGAGACACUUUUCUCUAGGAAGGGUAACAUCACUGUAAUCACAUUAGAUGUGGUCUGUAAUGCAGGAAAUUCAGUGCACUCAUCAAACAAUUAUGCCAAUUGUGUUAUGGGGUUUUUUCUUGCAUAAUCGGUGAACAGAAACAAAAAAACAAAUCAAACAUGCUCUUUCAUGCCUGCUUGUGCAACAGCUGUCAGGUAAUGUGCGUGAUGAUGGGAGGACAGAUUCGGUAUGAACCUGUUCCAUAAAUGGGCAAGAAUGUGACAGUAAAGUGCCAACAUUUCUUUUAUGUCCACUCCUUAGCACGGUCAUUAGUGUGGAUAUGCAGUCAUGUGCAUGUCACGUGGUUAACUCUGUCUUAAUGCAUCUUGGGUGAUUAAAGCAAAAGUGCAAAGAGAAGUGCAGCUAAACUUUUUCAGGGAGUAAAUACGUAAAGUAAUGGAUUACUGUUUUAAUGUUAAUGUGGGCUUACUCUUCUGGCUUUUUUUUUCUAUAACCAUCAAACUGUAUUUGUUUGCCUGGUGCUCGUUCAUAGGGGGUCAUUUGAUUGUUUGGGUCGUCUCUGUAUUACUGUAGGAUCCUAACUUUACAAUAUAAAGUGUCUUGACGUGACUGCUGUUGUGAUUUGGGACUAUGUAAUUUAAACUGAAUUCAAAGUAUAGCACAAGAAUAAUAACACUGAGAAAGCGCAUUUAAAGUGAUGUUCCAUAGGCUUUUCUCUGAUUUUCAACUGUCAUUUUUUUCAGCGGUUAAAGCUGAUUGUGGAAUAUUUUUUUGAAACUGUGGCAUGUUAUUACUUGAAUUCAGUGAGCUUAUUCUUUCACAAAUGAUUGCAAAGGCUAGGUAACUGAUUUUAUACACCUGUGGCACUAAAAAGAUUAAAGAUUAAGAAGUGUGGCACAAUACUUUUUGUCCAAAUAGUCUGUGAUCAUCAAAUAUGUUAAUAUUCAUCAAAACAAACACCCUAAAAUAUGCAGAAAAUGGGCCUAUAUUCUGCAAAAAUGCCAAUAAUCAACAAUACAGAGUCAUACCUGAAAUAAAUUCUGCUUUUAUUUAUUUUUUUAUUCUCUCCCAUCAUGUUAUAUUUAAAGUAUAUCACUUUCACUUUCGCUAGCGAUCCAAGUGAACAGCUAAAAAACAACCAGGUGGUGGUUUGUCCCAUCAUAAACUUUGUAAAGUAAAAUCACAGGAAAGGAAUGAAGUCACACCUGAUAUCACAACUCAGACUGACAAUGGCUGAUACUUUAAACCCCUGUAACAAACUCCACUGAACUGUAUCUCUUAGUUUUCUGCAUUUUUAAGGAAAAUAUAAGUAAUAUCAAACAAAUCCUAACUGUCUCUCAGGGAGCUCAGCCUGCAACUCCAUGCUGAUUAAAUCCAAGGAGCUUCUGGGUGAAUCGAGUUCGUUAUAUCAGUACACGUGAGGCAUUGUGAUCAUAUUUUGGUGGCGUGUUAGAACGGAGUUGAAAAGCUGUUAUGUCUAGUAUUUGAACAAUUCCAACCCCAAAUAGCAUUAAAAGAAUUGGUCUGUUAGUGACGCAUGUCUGAGAUGUACACGUUGAUCAGUUUCACAAGGACUGCCAUGUUUCUCAAACAAAAAGCUUUCACUCUAAAGCACGUAAAAUAUGCUAUAAUCACAAUUACUGCCUGCAUGCUCUCGGUUUAGUCUUUCCAUGCCAGAAAUAGCUGGCAUUUGAAAGAGCUUUUAACCUUACCCUCGACUGGGUGAGAGACAGAUGUAGCAUCAGACUUUCAUAAAACAUCUGGAAGUUAAGAUUACUGCGGUACCGCUUUACCAUUAAAACAUUUAAGAGAAAAUGUUCAACCACAAAACGUUUCAAAUGCAAACAAGGUGAGGGUGAUGUGAAAGAAGGCAGACAUCACAGGUAGCUCAGAUUUCAAGUUGUGAUGAAAAUCCAGACUUGAAACCGAUUCUGGAAAGUAGACAGUGCCCUCUUUCCUUUCGUACACUGUCUUGUUUAAAACAAUACUGAGCAGGUCAUUCAAGUUAAAACAAAUCAGUACAUUUAUAUCUUUCAGGCACUAAAACAUCCAGUUCAAGUGAUUUUGUUAUUUUUCCCGUCUUUGUUUGGGCUGUUGUUGAUUGUUCUUCCCCGACCGAGUGCUCCCAUGAAGAGGCAGUGGAGACGGUCACGUGACCCUGAAACUGUGACUCAAAUGCAGCUCCAGUCAUAUUGAGAGCAGCUGUUUUAAAUAUCUGCUGCAAUCCUGCUGACUUGCAACAUGUGUCUGGAGCGUCAGCAAAAUCCUUGGUAAUGGUACAUUCAUCAGAGCUUCAGA